CCCAGAAAGAUGGCAGACAAGCCGGACAUGGGGGAAAUCGCCAGCUUCGAUAAGGCCAAGCUGAAGAAGACGGAGACGCAGGAGAAGAACACCCUGCCGACCAAAGAGACCAUCGAACAGGAGAAGCGGAGUGAGAUUUCCUAAGAGCCUGGACGGUUUCCCCACCUCGACCCCGACCCGCCCAGCCACCCACCACCCGUGUCCCCUCGAGACCCCAGUUCGUGAUGUGAUGAGCAAGAGCCACCUGCAAGAUGGACACGAGCGACAAGCUGCACUGUGAAUCCGGGCGCUCCCACGCGCGGGCGCCCCUCCCUCGACCUGGGGGGUGUCUCCGAGGGACCCC
Messenger RNA from Suncus etruscus (white-toothed pygmy shrew), 343 nucleotides. RefSeq names its product thymosin beta 10 (gene TMSB10). Gene Ontology annotation, biological process: regulation of cell migration; actin filament organization. The transcript is spliced from 2 exons. The coding region runs from base 10 to 144 and encodes 44 amino acids. Gene Ontology annotation, cellular component: cytoplasm. Lineage: Eukaryota; Metazoa; Chordata; Mammalia; Eulipotyphla; Soricidae. The record is from RefSeq and is a predicted model, not a curated record. Gene Ontology annotation, molecular function: actin monomer binding.